AUGACACUCGUUAAAGAGACACAAACCAUCUUUACAUACCAAGAGGAACGAAAAAAUGCUACCAGAGCCUCCGUCAGACUAGGUAGGCCAGCCGCGACUAAGAGAGAGUCUAUGGUCGGCGGCCUGUGGGAAAGUAUCGAGUACGAAUCGACGUCCGGACUUUGCGACGCGACUCGCGCAUCGGCUCCUUCAAUUGGAGAGUACCGAAAGUUGAGGGGCUGA
This is a messenger RNA of Colletotrichum spaethianum, 222 nucleotides long. RefSeq lists its product as uncharacterized. The transcript has 3 exons. Lineage: Eukaryota; Fungi; Ascomycota; Sordariomycetes; Glomerellales; Glomerellaceae. The record is from RefSeq and is a predicted model, not a curated record. The coding region runs from base 1 to 222 and encodes 73 amino acids.